This is a messenger RNA of Helianthus annuus (common sunflower), 1443 nucleotides long. Its product is annotated as probable choline kinase 2. Gene Ontology annotation, cellular component: cytoplasm. Gene Ontology annotation, molecular function: ethanolamine kinase activity; choline kinase activity. Gene Ontology annotation, biological process: phosphatidylethanolamine biosynthetic process; phosphatidylcholine biosynthetic process. The transcript has 8 exons. The record is from RefSeq and is a predicted model, not a curated record. NCBI's taxonomy places the organism in Eukaryota, Viridiplantae, Streptophyta, Magnoliopsida, Asterales, Asteraceae. Bases 67 to 1260 code for a protein of 397 amino acids.
AAAGAAACAUGGGUUUAUAAAUCGUUUACACAAUGACCGGGGCCUUAUUUGUAACUUUGAAAAAGCAUGCACAACAUUGCCACUCUUUCUCUCAACUGCUCCGGUGCCCUAAACCCCAAUUCUACUCCAUUUCUUGCUGCUCAGUCAUUGCACAGGUUAAGUUCUUCACGUGUUUGUUAUAAACGGGCGAGUGCUUCUACAGAGGAGUACCUGGUUAUGGAAUCUGCAGAAAAAGUUGAUGCUAUAGGAAGUCGGCUACCAGCAGAGGCAUUGAGGAUACUACAGUCAUUGGCUUCUCAUUGGGAUGAUAUAAUUGAUGUAGAUGGUUUACAGGUGAUAAGACUCAAAGGUGCUAUGACGAAUGAAGUCUACCAAAUUAAGUGGCCAACCAACAGAGAACGCUCUCGAAAGGUUUUAGUGAGGAUAUAUGGUGAGGGAGUGGAUAUGUUUUUUGAUCGUGAAUUGGAGAUCAGGACAUUUGAGUUUAUGUCCAAACAAGGGCAAGGGCCUCGUCUACUAGGCCGAUUCUCAAAUGGGCGAAUUGAAGAAUUCAUUCGUGCACGGACACUGUCAGCUUGUGAUUUGAGGGAUCCUGAUAUAUCUGCACUUAUAGCAUCUAAGCUAAAGGAGUUCCAUGACCUUGACAUGCCUGGUCCAAACAAGGCAUUGAUCUGGGAUAGACUGCGAAAAUGGCUUAGUGCAGCUAAACAUAUGUGCUCUGCAGAAGAAACAAGGGCCCUCCGUUUGGAUGCAAUUGAGGGAGAGAUAGAAACUUUAUACAAGUGUCUUGCAGCGGAUCAACACAUAGCAUUUUGCCACAACGACUUACAGUAUGGGAACAUAAUGAUUGACGAAGACACACGAUCCAUAACCAUAAUUGACUAUGAGUAUGCGUGUUACAACCCUUUCAUGUUUGAUAUUGCAAAUCACUUUUGUGAGAUGGCUGCUGAUUAUCAUACAGAAACACCUCAUGUGCUGGAUUACAGUAAAUACCCCGAUAUUGAAGAGCGUAGGAGAUUUAUGCAUGUAUAUUUGAGUUCUUCAGGUAAUCAACCGGUCAACUCAGAAGUUGACAAGAUGCUUGAAGAAGUUGAGAAGUAUACUCUUGCAAGUCAUCUACUGUGGGGCUUAUGGGGAGUAAUAUCGGAACAUGUUAAUGAAAUUGAUUUUGACUACAUGGAGUAUGCAAAGCAGAGGUUUCAAGAGUACUGGUUACAGAAACCUAAACUAUUGGGUUGCUGUAAUGUAACUGGUAACUGAAGGGCUCUCAGGUUUUGUCUAUCUUAGUGUUGGAGAAAAGAUGUUAUAGAAAUUCUUGACAGUUAAAUUUGUUAAGCAUGGUAAUGAUAUUCAUCAAGGAUGGUCAACUACAUGAAAGAAUAAAACUUGGUGCUUUUUAGCUUGUUGCAGCAAGUAAUGAUAUCUUGUUGUUAGUUUGAAGAA